Hydractinia symbiolongicarpus is the source of this 5356-nucleotide messenger RNA. RefSeq lists its product as uncharacterized. Lineage: Eukaryota; Metazoa; Cnidaria; Hydrozoa; Anthoathecata; Hydractiniidae. The transcript is spliced from 16 exons. Gene Ontology annotation, molecular function: beta-glucosidase activity; protein binding. Gene Ontology annotation, biological process: carbohydrate metabolic process; proteolysis. The coding region runs from base 227 to 4372 and encodes 1381 amino acids. Gene Ontology annotation, cellular component: extracellular region. The record is from RefSeq and is a predicted model, not a curated record.
CUUUAAAAAACGGAAUAACAUUACUUCGCCAGUAUUUAAUCAAAAAAGAAAAAACAACAUUAUAUAGAAGAAUGGGAACUAUGCCAAUGCACCAAUGAGAUGGCUUGAUUUUAAAAUGAUUUUAAUGCUGUUAUGAUUCCACGCAUUGCUGAUCAUGUGGAACAAGUUUUCAUUUGUGUAGCCCACACAAGACUUUGUUGAUGUCGUUUAAUUAUCAAUAUAUAAAAUGGCUUCUAUUUAUAAGUUUUCCAUCAUAAUAUUAUUAGCAUUGUAUUUCACAUCUCUAGGAGGCAGUGUUACACAGAAAUCUAGUCGAAUAAAUGACGACAAAGAAAAAAUUGAAGCCUUUUUAAGAUUUUCGACGUUAUUAGAGUCAGAAAAUGAAGAAAGUGAGUCUGGUUCCGGUAGUGGAGACGAGGACUCCGAUUCAAGUGAGUACAAUGUGAAUGGUACAUUCUUGGUCAUGCCGGAUGAAGCCGAAAAUUUGAUGCAAAGUACAAAAAAAAUUAGUCCCAUUGCUGCAAACGUUAGUUCAAGAAAUCAACUUAAUGAUGAUACAGUAAAUUCCAGUAAUAAUUUAAAAGCUUCUACAGAAAAGAAUCUAGCAAACGCAUUGAACUAUAUGAAAGAGGGAAAAUACCUCUACAAUUUCCCAGACUAUACAAAAGCUGUUCAAACAGCUUACCAUCUAUCACCUUAUCCGACGACGAACAUACUAAAAACAAAUUCGUCAAAUUUACAAGUUACUAAUGUAACAUAUCAAAAAUUUAAUGAUGGUAAGAGUAAACCAGGAAUUGUAAAGUAUAAACAUAAACUAAAGAAAAACAGUAAAGCGUCUGGUAAUAAUCGUAAAAACACGAAACAGCAACAUAAAACAAGUAACCAUUACACAGUAGUUGGCAGUAACUCCAGUAGAAAACUUGAAAACAGCAAUUCUACUGCUAUAGAUACUGCAAGUAGUAACAAAAAGAGCGUAGAAGAGCGUUCUCCUACUCAGAUGACAAAUAACACUAUCCUAUCUGAUAAACCGAAGGAACGACAGAACAACAACACGAAGGAGUCGAAAGGGAUUUCAUCCUUAGGGAUUGUGGACGCACAGAAUCUAACAGCAGGAAAUAAAAACAUAAAAGCGGGAAGCAAGUUCGUAGAGAGUGAAGAAGAUCGCGUCAAGAAAACAAAAGAGCAGAACGAUGAUGCAAAAACCUUAAAUAGUUUACUCACGAAGCUGAAAUUCAAUAACGGUGCAUCUGGUAAAGUAAAAUCUGGCCAGGAAUUUGCUUACAUAUCACAAUGUGGAUUGUACACUGAACCUCAGAAUGUUUCCUUUGUGGAACAUUCAUGGGUGACAAAAACAUAUUCACCAUAUUUUUAUCUGUACGAGAAGCCAAAAAAAUAUGAGAAAUGCAAACCAUCGGCGUGGAUGAAUGGUACUGACAUGAGAGGCAGUGUUUUCCUGAGUUUUGAAGUAAAAUCUCUGCAUGGUAGCACAAUGGAAAACAAUGCAAAAAUAUGUGAGAAGUAUUGCUGCAAAGAGCCACGUUGCGCUGCAUGGGUGCUUCGACUGCAAAGUGAAGGUACCUCUAACUGUCCUCAAAAUAGUUAUUGCUGUUGGUUGAAAACUGAUAUUCCGAAGCCUGAGCCCCAUGAUGAAUGUGUUUCUGGAAUUGUACACCGUGAUCAUUACAAACAUCCACCUGCGGGAAUGAGAUCUGCUGUACCGCUUGGUGCUCUCGGUACCGGCUCAUUUGAAAUGCGCGCUGACGGUACAUUCCACGAGUGGACCAUUGAAAAUCAAUCCCCUGGAGGUUCAGCUAAGCUAAGUAAAACGUCCUUAGAAAUGAUGCUGCUUGGAGUUAGAGUAAAAAAGGGUUCAUCAAAACCACGGGCAGCUGUGUUGAGAACUCAUGCACCUCGCGGGUUUGAGAAUGUCGAAAGUAUGACCUAUUCUGGUUCCUUUCCAAUAUCGAAGCUUAAAGUUGACCUCCAUAAAUCUCUUCGCAAGGAAGUGGACUUAAACUUAUACGCCUACUCUGCUUUUCAUCCACGUGGUCCAAAAGAAUCUGCCACACCUGCAGUGAUCUUCUCCUUGGACGUUACAAAUCCAUCAAAUGAAGAAAUGGAUGUGUCCUUCAUGAUGAAUUUACCAUUUGGCUACAAUGAUGACACGAUUCGGCGUGGAAACAACUUUGCUGAAAUUGCUUUCACACGAUUGGUCACUGCUGCAGAUUGUCAAAACGCAUGCGCGAAGAAAUCAAAAUGCAUGGCAUGGACGACUAAUGGACCAUUUUCGUGUAUGCUCAAAGACGGCAUGCCAUUACAUGCAUACGAGUAUGGUAUAAUAUCAGGACUGAAAGGAGAAUGGUCUGUAAAACAAAAGGGGUUAAAUUGUAAGAGACCUGGUUUCUACGCACAGAGUGGUGAUAUUACCCUACGUCCUGUUGAUAGUGGAUCAGAGGUAACAUCAUUUACCGUGGAAGAUGAUCCAGAAGUUGUUUGGGAUAUCUUCAAGAAAACAGGUUACGUUAGCAAUACAACUGGAGUGAAUGUUACUGGUCUCAAUGGAGCUGUUUCUACAAGCACUAAAUUGAAACCGAAAGAAAGCAAAGUAUUGAGUAUUGUGUUUUCAUGGUAUUUUCCAAACAAAGGCAUAGCUGACGAAAGAGUAGGAAACUUCUAUAACAAUUUAUUCAAAUCCAGUACCGACGUAGCAAAGCAUUCUGAAUUGGAUAUGAAUGGAAUUAUUUUGGAUGUUGUGAACUGGCAGUCCAGCAUUGUACCACCGAUUUCGAAAAGUAGCGAGAAAGAAAAUAAACAAGCGAAGAAGAAAAGCAAGUCGAAACAUUUGACAUGCAAUGCAACAAUUGGUGGAAUCAACACAUUACCAGAAUGCUUGCAAGAUAUUCUAUUGAACAGUUUGAGUUCGUUACGUUCUGGAAUGUGGAUGGAGAAUGGCAGAUGGAGACAGUGGGAGGCAUUCGAUUGUGCAAAUAUGGAUCCUGUGCAUGUGGAUUUUCAUAGGAUUAUACCAUACGUUAUUAUGUUUCCAGAAAUUGCAAAACAAGUUAUGCUAGCCUGGGCUGAUCACCAGCAGGUAAAUGGUAUGAUUCAAGAAUCGCUGUCGAUGGGCUGUUUAGAAGAAACGUCAAAAGAAGGUGUUGCUGGUGGCAGGUUGAUGGCAGAUGUCAACGUGGGAUUUAUUGUUCAAGCGUAUCUUAUUUACAGCUGGACAAAUGACACGUCGUUUUUUGAAGAAAUUUAUCCAUUCACUGUACGUGCUAUGGAAUGGCUAAUUACAGAAUCUACAAAAGGUACUGGUUUACCAUAUCGCAAACCUGACACGUACGAUCUGUUUGAAUUGGAAAAAUAUGAUCACUGCGCAUACAAUAGUAUAUUAUACAUACUGGCUUUACAUACAAUGAAAAUUAUGUCGAAGCUACAGAAAGACAAAAGUACAUAUAACGACGUCACAUCGGCGCUAGAACGUGCUGACAAACAAUUUGACGUCGAAAUGUGGGAUGAAAAACGUGGAUUUUACCAUGCAUGGUUUGACGAUGAAUGGGGGUCUCCGUCAUGGUUGAUGAGUGAUGUCUUCUAUGGUCAAGUUUGGAGUUACACGUUAGGUCUUGGAGAUUUAGUUGAUAAGCAGAAGCUGAGAAGACAUUUGAAGAAAGAAGGGACGAGAAACGACUCUCCGUUUGGAUUAAAGGUCAUGUCCAAAUCAGACUCAGUUGUAUCCUUAGAAGAUACAUCAGUGAUAUUAGGUGAUGAACUCAACAGCUGCAAAUCGUUAGAGAAUAUAACCAAAACCGAAUCUAUUUGGAUGACAUCAAGUUCUGAUUGGUCUACUUUGCAACUGCACUUAGGCGAGAAUCCUUACAGCACACUUCAGCAAGCAGCAAAAUCACUUGAUAACUACCGAUCUACGUUGAGAGAUCAAUGGAACUUCCACGGCUUAACCUCGUCUGAACACUAUGGGUUAGAUGGAUUGCCCUGGGCAACCAGUCACUAUACUUUCCAUUUGGUUCUGUGGCAUUUGCCGUUAGCCUUAUCUGGUCAGCGUUAUUACGCACCAAAUGGAAGUUUAGCGUUUGCGCCGAAAUUCGAGACGCCAUAUUGGUUACCGUUUUAUACGCCAUUUUGUAUGGGAAACAUAGAAGCUAAGGAAGUUACAACAGAAACGAAUUCAACAGAAGUAUUAUACGCGUUAAAAGUCUCUUCAGGUACAUGCAAUUUGAAAGAAUUAUCCAUCGCCGGCUCCAAAUAUGGUAAGAAUCAAAUCACCAUCGACCAAGGAGAAAAAGUUGAAUGGUCCGCACCGAAACGUACAAAGAAAGAUAUUGUCAAAGCUAUGCUGGACCAAUUAAAACAUUAAAAUCAAUAAAUUGUUGUUUCCAGAUCAAUUAUCGAUUUUAUAUUAAAAACUGGUGGUUAAGAAACCAUUUUAUGACGAAGCAUAUUUUCUCCUAGAAUUUGUGCGCAACCUUGCUGUUAAAUUUUCAGAACGUAGAACAUCCUUAGAAUCACAGCUAACCGCAAAACAAUAAAUGUGAUUAUAGCAACAAAAAAAACAUUCCUGGUGGACAGACAGUUUUAUAUUCAAUAGUUCGCCUUUUCUAAAUCGUGGCUAGUGAAUUGGAAUGUUAGUUUGAGAUGCUAGAAUUGUAAAAUGGAAGACAGAAAAAAAUAUAUGCUUUGAGAUUUUAAUAAGUCAGUUAAAAAAGUUUGUCAAACUUUUUUUCGUUUAGUCUGAUUUUAAGGUUUGUGAAUAAAAUGUUUCUCCAAAGAAAACCAUCAUACGGGCACAUAUCAAGUAAUUCUUUUAAAAAGUGACCGCACAAUUUUUGCUUUUUGUUUUUAAAAACUUGGUUCAAGUAACGGGAAAAGCUCUCUUUGAAGUUCAAAAAGUGUGGCACAGACUUACCGUUUAAAUUUCCUUUUAUGUGUCGCAUCUUUUUCCAAAAUUUUUAAAAUCAUGUUGCAAAUAAAUAAGCUACUGUAACAGAUUAUUUCUUCAGAUUAUACUUGACCUCAGCUUCAAAUCGAAAAGCAACUUGAAAAUUCAAAAAUUAGGAAGCCUUCGACCGUGACUAAACGCUACCAAACCAGCAUUUCUUGAAGUUGAAUUAAGUCGAUAAUUAGCACGCGUGCUAAUUUUGUCACGCUAAAUGGCAAUAUUUCAUAAAUCUAAAGUUUGAAAGAACAUUUCAUUCGGAAUGUGCUUACUGUUUAAAAAUUCCCAAUCCAAAAAAAAUUGCCCAGAUAGUUAUUAUUUUAAAUAAUAUAUAGUAUAUAUAUAAUUUGAAUUUUUAUGAAACAUUUGUACAUAGCUGCGUAAAAUAAAAUAUUAAAUAACGAA